This is a messenger RNA of Fusarium tjaetaba, 2988 nucleotides long. RefSeq lists its product as uncharacterized. Lineage: Eukaryota; Fungi; Ascomycota; Sordariomycetes; Hypocreales; Nectriaceae. The record is from RefSeq and is a predicted model, not a curated record. The coding region runs from base 1 to 2988 and encodes 995 amino acids. The transcript is spliced from 5 exons.
AUGGCUAGAGGGCUGAGCAACUCUUGUUCCUCCGAUGGCGAUGAUCAUUUCAUCAGCGUGAUGCGCCUUUUUAACGAAAACAAGGAGCAUGUGAAUGACCGCAGAAUCUCCUUUCCAAGAUGGAUUGAGAAAUACUGCGACUAUUCUCAUACUAAACACGCACAAGCCGGUGUCCAUGAUCUGAGCGAUCCUAAUCUUGAGGUUCAGAGGAAGAUGGGUAUCUUGAGCAACAAGGUGUGGACUGUUGAAAUGAAGGAUCCCAAUCAACUCGCUCAGUACUGCGCCUUCAAGACCAUCAGGGACCUCAGCUCUUAUGUUGAUGUCAUUGUUCCAGACAUUGUUUACCAAGCUGCCUUUGUUACGCAGAACUACUUCCUGGUGCCUCAAUCCUACUUCAACAGAAACGACGUUGGAAGUUCCUCGCAGAAUCUCAUUGAACCGCUCAACACACAAUUUCGCGACUACCAAAGGCAGCUUCGAUACGAAAAUCGCAUGAUGGACAUUGAUGUUAUGGACCCAAUGAAAGUUUUGAGGGCUUUCCAUAGCGAUGGAAAGGUUCGGCGGUUCAUCAAUGAUGUCGCAAAGCUUUGCACGAAGCCCACCUUCAUCCCAGUGCUCAACCAAACCGUUUCUACGCCUGGCGAGCCGGGCAAGAUCUCGCCUUGCGCGUUUAUCCUAGCACAUGCUGUUCAGAUACUUCUUUUCGCCCCUCAGGAUUGGGACUCCGGUCGUGUCUACACCAGAGAUCAAGGGGCCUACGCUCAUCGAUUUCCAACCCCUGAAACGAUUGGAGGUGGGACAACACCCGCUGUCGCUGGACCCUUCUCUAUGGAAGACCUCCACCGCGCGGUUUUGUUGUUCUACUACUUGCUCAAACGACGAAGUGCUUCGAAAUGGAUUACUAGGACUGCCCCUCAAAGUUCAUCUAAUGCCGAGUUUCCAGGUUAUCACUGUCCCGCCUCCCCAACAAUGAAUCAAGACCAAUUUGAAGUUGCUCCUGCGCCACUGUCAAAUGAGGAGCCUGCCAACCUUAUGGCUAAACCCCAACCUGACCAGCCGGCGACUUUGGCGGAUGCGGAUGCACCUGAAGCUCUCGAUGAACCGCAGCCGAUCAGAGGGCUCAACACGAUCAAGAUCAACACAAUGUUCAUAGAGUCUGCGACAACCACGCGCCCAAGACGAAGUGUCGCCGAGCGCCAGAGAAAGCUGCGUAAACCUGAAAUGCAUCCACUUCUUGAAUGGGAGCUCAAGGCUGAAGUCGCUUGCGCCAAGGAACUUCAUGCCCAGCCGGACUUCGACAAGCUCUUCGCGAGAUCUCGUGAGACCGAAACGCGAGUCGCCUUCUCCCUCGAAGGGCCCGGUAUUGCCGCCUUGUUGGUAGACUCGAGGCCAGGUACUGGUGAUAUCUCACCUACUAUUAUCAUUGAAGAAUACGACUUCCGCGAUGAAAACCCCACUGCUUGUCUUGUUGCAGAGAUCAAACCCAAAGUUUCGGGACAGCUGUACAACCAGACAGAUAAAGAGAUGCUAGAACACCGCAAGGCACUCUUGGCCUGCUUCGAUUGGCGCAAUAACUCCGGUCUGAAAUCUAGCACGCCUUUCUUCCCCGGGACUCCCAGCAAUGCAAAGAGUGUCAUCGAGAGACUCAGCGAUCCGAACGUUCCAAGGUCGCAGAUUGAGGACGAUACCAACCCCGACGUGAUCACAACGGUGAAUUUGUACGACACUGUCUGCGAUGAUGAAAGCUGUGGUGUUGAUCUGUUCUACAUGCAGAACCAACUGGAUAGGAGUGUCAAAGCGCUGGGCAGCAGGGAUAUCGCCAUCGGCUGGCUUGUCUACCAAAGUCCCAUCAUGACGAGAGCUCUAGAUUUGGCUAUCAAGUACUGCAAGGACAACAAGGAGCGACUUAUUGUGUAUGUCGAAGACUCGUGGAUCCAGUGCGUUCUUGUUGGCCUGUUCGUCACGGCUGGAUUCGAUGUCGGCACUGUCCGCACUUCGGAUGGGCCGGCUGAGACUGAUCGUAUCAUCCGAGAAUGGAACAGCCCUCAGUCUGGCCUGGAGAUCUUCGUGGCCAAUGUCUACGCCAAGGUGAUGCAUGCGGAUAUGCAAAAGUGCUGCUGCAAAGCUCUGAUUCUGGAUUGGCCGCUUGAGCCAGAACGCCUUCUUCAGACUAUAAACCACAUGGUCAAGAACAGACUGAACCGCAGGGAACCAGCAAUGGUUCACAUGCUCAAGCUUCGCUGGAGUCACCAUGAUGAAGUCGAGAGGAUUUGCUGCACCAAAUGGGCAAUGCAGCUGUCCAGGGACAUCAACCUGCCUGAAUGGAUGACAGGUGCAGUCCGUGAGGUUUGUAUCUUUGAGAUGAUCAAAACUGCGUGGCACCAGGAGUUCAACCGCUAUUCUUGGGUAGUCAUGCACGACAUGGGAGGGCGAAACUACGACGGGUCCCUCAUAUCAUAUUCCGAUGAUAUAGUCCCUCGCCUCGGUCAUGUCUUCUCCAUUGCAGCCAAGCUGAUUCUCAACUUCCCCCAGGACAAGGAGUUCUGGGCAUGUAGUGAAGAGAUCCUCGUCGCAGGGUGCUAUCGUUUCCUCAAGGUGAUUGACGCUGACGUCGGCAAAAAGGGGACUGAUAGGCUUGAGGUCAAACUGAGCUACACGCCAGAAAGGUUGAGGGAAAACUGUCUUUCGGCAUUCGAGCAUGCAAUGGGUUUCAUAAACCACCAGCUGGAAUAUGGGUACGGAUAUGGAGACGAGGGUUAUCAUGAACGGAAUGAUCAGUUGCUUCUUGGUGUCGAGGCCAGAGCUCGGGGUGAGGUUAGCGCUUGGCCUGAUGACGUGGAGAGUCAGGUUGAAGAACAAGACACCGGCGUUGAUGCUGAGAUGGAUGGAGAUGAGGAGCCAGAGCAGGCUGAUGAGACUGGCGUGAAGCGCAAGGCUGACGAUGAUGCUGAGAGUGGCGCGAAGAAGCAGAAGAUAAGCGCUGCUUAG